AUUUUGUGUAAAAAUCGCGGAGUCUUUUAUUAACUUAUAUUCAUAUUAUGUUUGUUAAGGAACCGUGUUCGCGGCAUACACAUCAUUUGGUAUUGAUUCUGCGUACAUAAUAACCGCAUCAGUCAUGUCAGCUCCGACCGCGUUAAGUUUUUCCAAGUUGAUUUUCCCGGAAACACAAAAAUCGAAGAACAACGUUGAAGAAAUCACUUCUAAAAAGUACGCUUAUAAUAUAGUGGGUGUAUAUAUUUUAUCUGAAAGAGUUUUAAAAAUGUAUACUAAGAUAGUUCUAAAAAAAACUACUCAGAAACUUUUCGAAUUAAGUUAAUAUUAAAAAAAAUGUUUCAUUUUCAUUGUAAAAAAAAAUAAUUCCGCUUGCCUCACAUAAGGUCCACUUACUAUAUUUUAGUACAUUCACACACUACCACAACUAUUGGUUUUACAAUACGCAAAUUGCCCACUUAAUGUUAAUAUUUGGCCGUAUUCUCUAAGCCAAAGCCAAAUAUCCCUAUACCAUCGGCUAGUAGUGGCAGGGUAAUUAAUUUUAAAUGGGAAUUAGUUUAAGUUAACAUUUCUGCUAUCAGAUAUAAAUCUAUUGUAUAAUAAACGGCAUGGCGUUAUUUUCAAUCACUUUUAUAUUGUUUUAUAUCUUUGUAUACACAGGGUCGAUAGUGAGUCUAACGUGAUGGACGCGGCCUGUAAAGGUGCUCAAUUCGGAUUCCGAUUGAUCGGAGCGAUAAUUUCCAAUAUCGUGGCGUUCGUAUCGUUUGUCGCGUUCCUCAACGCCAUCAUAUGGUGGCUGGGACAUUUGGUCGGAUUCGAGGAUUUUUCGUUCGAAGUACGUAUCUGUCCAGAGAAUUUCAUCGUCACAAUAGGUUUUUAAAUAUGAUAUUGCAUGCACAUUUUUUUUUUUCAGUAUAUUCUCGGCAAGGUCAUGAUUCCCGUUACGUGGCUGUUAGGCGUCGAUUUUGACGAUUGCGAAAAGGUCGGAAGAUUGAUCGGACUGAAAAUGACAAUCAACGAAUUUGUUGCAUACAAAAAAAUGGGCGAACAAAUCAGAGACGGCCAACUAAACGUGAGUCAUCCAAAUAAUAAUAUUUACAAUUUUGUACUUAUUCCGGGAACUCAAAUAUUAUUUCCUGUUUGAUUUCCGUCUGUAUAAAAUACAUUUUAUAAUAAAAUAAGACCGUUAACAUUACGAUAAGAGUAUAACCAGAUAAGCCACGCAAUGUUAAUAUUUUACUGUAUCCUACAAGACAUUCCAAGGGUAGGACAUAAUGUGUCGAGAAAUUUACUAAAAUAAACAAAAUACACAAACAUGUUUGACACAAUUUAGAAAAAAUAGGUGUAUGUAAAUGUAAUUUUUAUGGUGAUAUAAAUUAAUUAAAUUAGAUAAAAAAUCGAUAUUUAUCAUUAAACAUUGCUAUUUUAUUAUAACGCACUAGAUAUAAUAGGUAUAAUGAAAUUUAAAAAAUGGAAAAUUUAUAAGUUUGUUUUUUACAAAAGCGUUAUCUCGUGACUUAUGACAUUAUCGCUUAUGAGAGCUAUACUAGCCGAAUUUCAGAAACAGGCAUUUAAUGGAAUAUAUUGAGAUUAAAUGGAUACAUUGUCGUAUAAAAAAAAUACAAUUUCUAACUGCCAUUUGUGUGAGGUUAAGAGGAGUCACUAUAUCAUACCUUUAAUUUUUUAAUAAAACAUUAAAAUAUGCUCUUUAUGUUAAAGAUUAUCUAUUAUCAUUUUUUGUUUUCAUUGUGCGACGUAAACUAAGAAAUACUUAAGUAGUCUGUCACCAUAAUAGCUACGAAGGUUGAGAAACACUAUUAUAAUCAAUACUAAACGAUCUAUCCAACAACAUUAUUUGGGUACUUUUUCUUAUCCGUGUCGUGUUUUCAGCGCAAGUCCGAAAUCAUAGCGACGUUCGCUUUGUGCAGUUUCGCAAAUCCCGGUGCGAUCGGUUCCAUGAUAGCGACGCUGACGACUUUGUGUCCAUCACAGCGAUCGACAAUCACUAAAAAUGUAUUCAGGGCGUUCAUCGGCGGUACAGUAACUUGUUUUUUAACAGCCGCAAUUGCCAGUACGUACAAUUUUAAUUUCAUAAAUAAUAAUUUCAGUGUUCUGUCACCUUCCGCACUAUUUUCUGCCUUAUCUUAUUAAUUUAUUAUCUAGUCUUGUCUAAAAAGCUAAAAUUAUUAAAUCGAUUUAUACGGGAUCGUAUAAAUUCCUUCCGAUAAUACUUAAAAAAGAACUUCCCAGCUCUUUUCUGGAAUAGGUUUAUCUAACGAAAAAACAACAAAUUGUUUUUUGGUCCAAUAAAAAUUAUCAUAACUCAUAAAGUCCGAUUUUACAAAAAACUAUAUUAAUACUUCCAAAAAAAGAAAUUCUGAUAUUAACUCGUUAAGCCAACAAUUAUUGAAGUGCAUUUUGCAGGAACUAAACAGUUUUUUUAUUAAUAUAAGUAAAUGAAAUCCAGUACCAAAUCGGUGGAUAAACGUGAAAAUCGGUUGACAAAACACCCAAAUAAAUUAGUACGCACCACGAACUACACGAAAUAACACAUUAUUUUUUUAUUUUUUUAGGUUUACUUAUGCCAGAAGACGGAAUAAAAAACUGAAAUCGGUUUUAUAACAUUUUUGUUAUCGUAUUCAGAGAGCAUCAACGUGCUCAGGCCAUAUCCUACAGUAUAUUUAUACUAUUGAUCUACGUUUUCGAGGAGGAGACGACGACUUAUCACAGUUUUAAAUCUUAACAAAACAUGACGUUUAUAAUACUUAUCUAUUUUUGUAACUAUUUAUAUUUAAUCAAAUAAAGCCUAUGGGGAUCAUAUUACCUAUAAAAGGAACAAAGAAAAACAACACGUAUAAUAUAAAUAAAUUAUAUAAUUUUAUAAAUAUGGUAUAAUUUUCAAGCUUUUAUAUUAUAUUAACGAGGACCUUCGUCGCAUCUACAACAUUCCUCCGUCAUUUUUUAUAAUUUCCCUGUCACUUAUCUA
Cinara cedri is the source of this 2986-nucleotide messenger RNA. NCBI's taxonomy places the organism in Eukaryota, Metazoa, Arthropoda, Insecta, Hemiptera, Aphididae. The record is from the annotation of a GenBank genome assembly.